This is a messenger RNA of Salvelinus namaycush (lake trout), 1729 nucleotides long. RefSeq names its product glycerol-3-phosphate dehydrogenase [NAD(+)], cytoplasmic-like. Gene Ontology annotation, molecular function: protein homodimerization activity; glycerol-3-phosphate dehydrogenase [NAD(P)+] activity; NAD binding. The transcript is spliced from 8 exons. Lineage: Eukaryota; Metazoa; Chordata; Actinopteri; Salmoniformes; Salmonidae. The coding region runs from base 93 to 1145 and encodes 350 amino acids. The record is from RefSeq and is a predicted model, not a curated record. Gene Ontology annotation, biological process: carbohydrate metabolic process; glycerol-3-phosphate catabolic process. Gene Ontology annotation, cellular component: cytosol; glycerol-3-phosphate dehydrogenase (FAD) complex.
GUAUAAAUACAUUUCGUCUCCGCUUCAGACGCGUCUCGCACCAAGCACUUCAGGAGAAGCUACAGACACCGUGGACUGUCGCACUGUACAUCAUGGCACUCAAGAAAGUAUGCAUCAUUGGCUCUGGCAACUGGGGCUCUGCCAUUGCCAAGAUUGUAGGCGCCAAUGCAGGAAAGCUUGACGUGUUCGACACGACAGUGAACAUGUGGGUAUUUGAGGAGACGGUGAACGGACGUAAACUCACAGAGAUCAUCAAUACAGACCAUGAGAAUGUCAAGUACCUGCCCGGACACAAGCUUCCCCCAAACAUCGUGGCUGUUCCAGAGGUGACGGAUGCUGUGAAGGGAGCAGACAUCUUGAUCUUUGUUAUUCCACACCAGUUCAUCAACAGAAUCUGUGACACCAUCAAAGAACACAUCAAGAAGGAUGCUGUGGGCAUGUCUCUUAUCAAGGGUGUGGAUGAGGGUCCCGAGGGGUUGAAGCUGAUCUCUGAAGUCAUCAGAGAGAAGCUGGGCGUCACCAUGACAGUACUGAUGGGAGCUAACAUAGCCAACGAAGUGGCGGAGGAGAAAUUCUGCGAAACAACAAUCGGGUGCAAGAACAAAGAGUGGGGCCCCAUCCUGAAACAACUGAUGCAGACCACUAACUUCAGAGUUACCGUGGUGGAGGAAGCUGAUGUGGUAGAGAUCUGUGGCGCUCUCAAGAACAUAGUGGCGGUGGGAGCAGGGUUCUGUGACGGCCUGGGCUUCGGUGAUAACACCAAGGCAGCGGUGAUCAGACUGGGACUGAUGGAGAUGAUCGCCUUCGCCCGGAUAUUCUGCACCGCUGGACCCGUCUCCCCCGUCACUUUCCUGGAGAGCUGUGGCGUCGCCGACCUCAUCACAACUUGCUACGGCGGACGCAACCGUAAGAUCGCAGAGGCCUUCGCCAAAACCGGAAAGACUAUUGAGGAGUUGGAGAAGGAGAUGUUGAAUGGUCAGAAGCUACAGGGUCCAGCCACUGCAGCUGAAGUCAACCACAUUCUGAAGAAGAAGGGCCUGGUGGACAAGUUCCCCUUGUUCAAUGCUGUCAACCAGAUCUGUUUCCACGGACACCCCGUCAAAGAGUUCAUCACCUGUUUGCAGAACCACCCUGAACACAUGUAACUGACUGAAGGAUGCUGGGACGCUUUAAAUGUUGGAACCAGCCGGAGGAAGCGAGGCUGACGAGGAGCGGGUUGGACGAUGAUUCCACCUCAUCUAACUGUCUAAAUACUAAGACAUGCGGAGCGGACAACAAAAAACCUCAGAAAGAAAACUUCUCAGUCAAACCUACCUCUGGUUCUGGCCUGCUGUAAUAUGCCACUACAAUAUCAUCAAAAAUACCCCUUGUUCCGACUGAUUCUUAAGUUGUUAUUGGUGAUGUUGCCACUAGGUAAUGUGUCAGAUUUUCCAAAAUACAUUUUGUUUAGAAGAAUGUCCCUUGGCCUUAAACAGGUGAAUUGUUUUCUGGGAGGGGAAGGGUGUGUCUUUAGUUGUCUUUUUUUUUUUAAUUACACAUGAGUGGCAGCAGCUAUUUUGUGUAAGUUGCGUUUUUCAUAGUCGGCAAUCCCACACAAAAAACACAUGAAAGAAGUGCCUUAAUAUACCUUUUGACCCAGUCACUGGUAAAUAUUUGUCUUGCAAACAGAUUUUAUUACCUUGUUAUGUUUAACAAAGGACUUGAAUAAACAACCGUUGUUCACUGCUUA